Molecule: messenger RNA, 1469 nt
Organism: Ochotona curzoniae (black-lipped pika)
Lineage: Eukaryota; Metazoa; Chordata; Mammalia; Lagomorpha; Ochotonidae
Gene: C1QTNF3
Product: C1q and TNF related 3
Exons: 6
Coding region: 132-1091 (319 amino acids)
Molecular function (GO): protein binding
Source: RefSeq, a predicted model, not a curated record
ACAUACCAAAGUAUAUAACCACCCGGCGGACUACAGCUCACAUCUCCAGCCCUGGCAUCUGCCCGUGGAGCCCACGGUGCCUGGGGCUGCCGCCGUCUUCCUGAGGAGGUCCGUGGCUCUGUUUGAGAACCAUGCUCUGGAGACAGCUCGUCUGUUGGCACCUGCUGGCUUUGCUCUGCCUCCCAUUUUGCCUGUGUCAAGAUGAAUACAUGGAGGUGAGCGGAAGAGCUAACAAAGUGGUGGCAAGGAUAGUGCAGAGCCACCAGCAGACGGGUCGUAGCAGCUCCAGGAGGGAGAAAGUGAGAGAGCGGAGCCAUGCUAAAACUGGGACUGUGGAUAAUAACACUUCUACAGACCUAAAACCCCUGAGACCAGAUGAGCUACCGCACCCCGAGGUAGAUGACCUAGCCCAGAUCACUCCAUUCUGGGCCCAGCCUCCACAAACUGGAGGACUGCCCCCAGACUGCAGCAAGUGCUGUCACGGAGACUACGGCUUCCGCGGCUACCAAGGUCCCCCCGGACCCCCGGGUCCUCCUGGCAUUCCAGGAAACCAUGGGAACAAUGGCAACAACGGAGCCACUGGCCACGAGGGGGCCAAAGGUGAAAAGGGAGACAAAGGUGACCUUGGGCCUCGAGGGGAGCGCGGGCAGCAUGGCCCCAAAGGAGAAAAGGGCUACCCUGGCAUUCCACCAGAACUGCAGAUUGCGUUUAUGGCGUCUCUGGCAACUCACUUCAGCAAUCAGAACAGCGGGAUCAUCUUCAGCAGCGUGGAGACCAACAUCGGAAACUUCUUUGAUGUCAUGACUGGUCGAUUUGGGGCCCCGGUAUCAGGAGUGUAUUUCUUCACCUUCAGCAUGAUGAAACAUGAGGACGUUGAGGAAGUGUAUGUGUACCUUAUGCACAAUGGCAACACAGUCUUCAGCAUGUAUAGCUAUGAGACAAAGGGGAAAUCAGAUACAUCGAGCAACCAUGCGGUGCUGAAGCUGGCCAAAGGGGAUGAGGUUUGGCUGAGAAUGGGCAAUGGCGCGCUCCAUGGUGACCACCAGCGCUUCUCCACCUUUGCUGGCUUCUUGCUCUUUGAAACGAAGUAAAUACAUGAAUAAACUAGCUCCACUUUGGAGAACACUUGUAGGUGAGCUGGGAUUAUUAUAUGAGGAACAAUAAAGUUGAGGAUUCUAAAAAUCUGUUUUUUAAAAAUUAUUGGUUAUAAUGCUAAACAUGCUACAGGCGUACCAAUAAUGUUAAAGACUCGGGCACAGAGUAUGAACCAAAAGAUUUUUCAGAGAGAUGACCUGAGCUAAUAUACUACGCCUUUAUUACUCUUCCCUGGUACCUAAAAGGGAGUUCUCUCCUCUGAUGCAGACUAGAAAUUUUUAUUCCCAUCAGGAAAAGUCAUUUGAAAAAACAAAGUUUUAGUUGCUCUGUUUUUAAGUUGGUGCCAACUUUCAGGAGCCUCUGAAGUUCUUAGU